AUGGCGGCAGACACCGCUGUAACAUCCAGUCCCGAGGAGACUCUUGCAUCCCUUGUGAGAGAAGCAGAAGCGCUUAAGCAAAAGUUGGAAGAAGAGCGACAAAAAUUAAACGAUGUUACAUUAUCCUGUGUAGCAGAACGCCUGGAGCCUAUAACAAUAAGUAACUUGAAAGUACGGCGCAUCUUAAAAGGACACCAAGCUAAGGUGUUGUGUUGUGACUGGUCACCAGACAAACGGCACAUUGUCUCUUCAUCUCAGGAUGGCAAGCUAAUAGUGUGGGAUGCAUUCACCAGCAGCAAGGAGCUUACCAUUUCUAUGCCUAGCACUUGGGUGAUGGCUUGUGCUUAUGCUCCAUCUGGAAAUAUGCUGGCAGCUGGAGGCCUGGACAACAAGGUGACCGUGUUUCCUCUGGGCGGUAGUGGUGAGGAGGAGCCAGCAGCGCGCAAAAGAACUGUAGCCACACACACCUCAUACAUGUCGUGCUGCCUAUUCCCCAACACGGACCGACAGAUGCUCACGGGAAGCGGCGAUGGCACCUGCGCGCUGUGGGAUAUCGAGUCCGGCCAACUCUUGCAAAGUUUUCAGGGACACGGCGCUGACGUGACGUCUAUUGAUCUAGCGCCGAGUGAGAUGGGUGACACCUUCGUGUCGGGUGGGUGUGACCGCGCCGUGCUAGUGUGGGAUAUGCGAUCGGGUCACGCCGUCCAAGCGUUCGAUGCACACCAAUCGGAUGUCAAUAGCGUGCGCUUCCACCCAGCCGGUGACGCGUUAGCGAGUGGCUCGGACGACGCCAGCUGCCGGCUGUUCGACUUGCGGGCCGAUAGGGAAGUGGCGCGCUACGGUCGCGAGAGUGUGAUCUUCGGCGCUAACUCUGUGGAGUGGUCGGUGAGUGGCCGCGUGUUGUUCGCGGGCUACGGGGACUACACGGCGUGCGCCUGGGACGCUCUGCGCGGUUCGAGGCUGGCUUUGUUGCCCGGACACGAGCACCGCGUAGCUGCGGUACGCCUUGCGCCCGAUGGCACCGCUCUCGCCACAGCCUCGUGGGACGCCACGCUGCGCAUUUGGGCCUAG
Pieris macdunnoughi is the source of this 1071-nucleotide messenger RNA. NCBI's taxonomy places the organism in Eukaryota, Metazoa, Arthropoda, Insecta, Lepidoptera, Pieridae. The record is from the annotation of a GenBank genome assembly.